This is a messenger RNA of Cladocopium goreaui, 2037 nucleotides long. NCBI's taxonomy places the organism in Eukaryota, Dinophyceae, Suessiales, Symbiodiniaceae. The record is from the annotation of a GenBank genome assembly.
AUGCCGCGGCAGUUGUUGCGCCUGGGACUGUCGCAGAGUGCUUCCUCACUCUUCCUGGCCGAUGGCGUUGAAAAUCUCAGUUUCGAUUGCGAUGGCAUGUUCGUCCACCACAAAUCUCGGACGAGGACCAAUGCGAAGUUCUGGAAGGACCAGACUGUCGCUUUGCUGCUGAAUUUGGAUCCAAAGAGUCCCAACGUGAACACUGUGAGUCUCUUCAUCGACGGCCAACGGGCGACUGAGCCGAUCCAGCUGCCGGAAGAGAUGAAGGGGAAGACGUUGUAUCCCACCGUGAAUUACAAGAACCUGUCGCUGGAAGUGAACUUCGGUCCUGUUCCGCGCGUGGCGCUGCCCUUCACAUGUCACAUGCUGCAGCAGGCAGCGGCAGAAGAUGUGGAAGUGAAAGCGAGCAAACGCAAGGACGGGAAGAGCGACUUUGUGCUUCCUGUGGGUUUACCCGAAAUGGGUUACUUCGAUUGGGUCGACAAGUUUCUGGCCGAAAACCCGGGAUAUGUGGAGUUGAGCGACCGCAUGAUUCUGGAUUGGGCUGCGAAGAGCGGCAUUUGGAAUCGCAAGAAUGCAGGAGCUGGAUCCAAUGAUAAACCUGAGGCGAACACGGGCGUCAUCGCCAUCGAUGACUGGAGCAUCAGUCGUGUCAUGGCUGCCGUGGCGCCUACGAUGCCCAGGAAUUACGUGGUGCCUGAGUUGAAGGCAAACUUGGUGCCAGCCGAGCGAAAGGAUGCCCUUGAGCGAUUUACUUCCGACGAGUUUCAGCGGAGGGCCAUUGUGCUCAUGGGCCAACCUGAUGAAUCCUACAGAGAAUAUAUCCAGAAGAAGAUGCUCAAAGAGAAGGAGUGGCAAGCGGAGCUGGAGCAAAAGCGCAAGGCCCAGGAGGCUGAGCGAAAGCGGCAAGCGGACGAAAGGAAGAGAAAGGCGCAGGAGGUACAGAGGAGCCUGGAAUUGGCGAAGAAGAGGAAGCUGGCACAGGAGGCAGGUGAAGAAGAGCCAGGCGACGAGGAGGUUCCAGAGCCCGAGGCGCCAGCUGAGACCGAAGCCGCCGCGGAGGAGGUGGCGCCGGUGACGUUGACGGAGGAAGAGAAAGCACUGAAAUAUUUGCCCUCCACUUCCACAGACAUCGCCGAACGCGAACUGGCGAGAUCCUACGCCAGCUUUGCGCUGCCUCAGAAGAGUGAGGGCUUCGAAAAAGUGGAGUUCGUUUGGGAGAAGGAGGCGGCCUGCUCCGCCUUGUUAAAAUCUUGGGUCCUCGAGAAGAAACAGACGCAGCGGGCAGAGGAUUUGGUGCCAGGCGCUGAGUUCAAGCAGGAGUGGCAAAAGUGGCAGAAGGUUGUGGCUGAGUGGCGAAGGAGUCAGACGGACUUCAAGGAUCCCAACAAGCGCCGGGCGGCAAAGGAAAAGAAAAGCGAAGAGGCGAAGAAGCUCCUGGAGGAGGAGAAGCAGAACUUGAUCGAAGCCGGCGACGAGGCAGGCGCAAAGGCACUGGAAGAAAAGGCGCAGGCGGCGGCAGCGGAGGCCGAGGCCAAGGAGGAGCUGGACAUGGAAAAUUUGGACGUCUUCGCUGUGGAGGACAUCAAGGACAUCGGCAAUGGUGAGCCUCUCUUCGCCAACUUUGGGUAUGAGGAUUGGAUUUUGCUGAGCACUCGCUUUGAGCUGCACCUAUUGAUCCACAGCUUCAAGAGGGAUCUGGACGAUGCGGAUCGGCCCAGUUUUCCACUGAAGCACUUGUCCUACUAUUACCACAAGUACUAUCGAAAGGCCUGGAAUUUCCAGCAAUUCAGCGUGCCCGAAUUUGACGAUUUGCUGGAGUUGCUGAAGGAUUCCAUCAGCCUAGAGGGUGAAGGUCAAGAAGGUCACCUGAAGGCGGACGCCCCGGCGGACGCCUCGCUGGAGCGCUUCGUGAAGCUCACGGAAGACAACCGCCGGGAGAGGCAGAGGCGCAUCGAUGCAGGCGCCGUGACGGCCGUGGUGGAGCAGUGGAGUCCCUCGGGGUAUGCUGAAAGCUGGGGAAGAUCCAUAGGAUGA